This is a messenger RNA of Rhagoletis zephyria (snowberry fruit fly), 1078 nucleotides long. RefSeq names its product probable cytochrome P450 313a4. The record is from RefSeq and is a predicted model, not a curated record. Gene Ontology annotation, molecular function: heme binding; oxidoreductase activity, acting on paired donors, with incorporation or reduction of molecular oxygen; monooxygenase activity. Lineage: Eukaryota; Metazoa; Arthropoda; Insecta; Diptera; Tephritidae.
AAACUACAAUGGGCAUCGAAAUGAAAGAGGGAUCCACUCAAAAUAAGGAACUUGUGGAAUCAUUUAGCAUCAUGAUGGAGAGGAUUGCCAAUGAUGCAGCGUGCUCAACAAUGGGCCUUGGUUUCUUAGCGCGCACACCCAGUUAUUAUAAGGCAUUGCGUCAUCUACGAAAUUUUAUGAACAAGCUAAUAGAAAAGAAUGCAAACAACAAUAUUAGUUCCAGUAGCAGUGAACCUUGGGCGAAAGGCGAAGAAGCGAUGAACUCAUUUUUAGACACGGCCUUGAAUUAUUACUGUCGAGGGCAUUUGAAAAAAGAAGAUGUUAUCAUCGAAUCUAUUGGCUUGAUUGGCGCGUCAUUUGAAACAGUGGCCACGGCCAUAUAUUCGGUUUUGGUUAUGUUAGCUAUGCAUCCGGAUGUACAGGAAAAUCUUUUUCGUGAAACCUAUGCGCUAUUUCCUCAAAAGAACAUUGAAGUUACAUAUGAUCACCUGAAACAGGCGCCUUACCUGGACAUGGUAGUGGCCGAAACAUUACGCCUUAUGCCGUCCAUACCAAUUAUCGGACGGCAAGCAAUACGCAAAGCCAGAUUAACGUCGGAGAUAGAUUUAUCACCGAAUAUGCAAGUGAUAGUGCCUAUUUUUAGCUUGCAUCGCUCUAAAACCUGGUGGGGGCAACAGGCUCAUCUUUUCAAUCCUAAUAACUUCACGCCUGAAAAUAUUGCUAAACGGAAUCCGUAUGUAUACAUGCCGUUCUCGAAGGGCGCAAGAAAUUGUAUAGGAUGGCGUUACGCAGAAAUCGCAGUAAGGGUUUCAGUUAUGGUGCUUGUGUGGAACUUAAAAUUCUCUACGUCAUUCAAAUAUGAAGAUUUACAUUUUGUCGACCAUAUAAGCUUAUGCUAUGAUGUGGAGCCAAAAUUACAGGUAGAAUUAAGGAAAAAAUAAUCGGCCUCAACGCUAAUUCCAUGUGAAAAAAUAUUCCGUAAAAAUAUUAAUCAUUAUAUAAACAACUUUUCCCUUUUGUUUUCGAUUCGGGAACUAGUUAUUCACAUGCAGUUGGCAAGGCUGAAUAAUUCUUUGUA